AGGUGCAUGGUACAUGUGAAUGUUUUCCCCUGUCCUUAUGGAAUAAUUUGGAGGAGAAGGGGAGAAUCUGAAAGGAGCUCUUCAUGCAGUUUCCCUGCCCCAGGUUCUCAUGUAUUAAUCUGAGAGGGGCUGAUCUGGGCCUGUAACCCCUUUAGCUGAUUUACUGUAUUGUUUCUAGUGACCUUACUUUCUUUAUUAACUUAAACAGGAAUAUGUCGAAGAAAGGAGGGAAACAAGCAGAAACGGGAAGGAAAGUACAUGUACCAUGUAAACGAGCAAAGGUGGCAGCAUCUUGCCCGCCUUCACCUAUGAACUAUGACAGUCCAGACAGUGUCUUUGAAAGUUUGAUCUUUCCCAUUGAACAAGAGAAGUUCUUCAAGGAGUACUGGGAACAGAAGCCAUUGCUUAUUCAGAGAGAUGACCCUUCAGUAGCUGCUUACUACCAGUCUCUCUUCCAAUUAAUGGAUUUGAAGGAGCUGUCCAGCCAGGGUUUGUACUAUGGAAGAGAUGUUAAUAUCUGCAGAUGUGUGAAUGGAAAAAAGAAGGUUUUAAAUAAAGAUGGCAAAGUGAACUAUAUGCAGCUGAAGAGAGACUUUGAUCAGAAAAAAGCAACGAUACAGUUUCACCAGCCUCAGAGAUUUAAGGAUGAGUUGUGGAGGAUCCAGGAGAAGCUGGAAUGCUACUUUGGCUCUUUGGUUGGUUCCAAUGUUUACAUUACUCCUCCAGGGUCCCAGGGUCUGCCUCCUCACUAUGAUGAUGUUGAGGUGUUUAUUCUUCAGCUGGAAGGAGAGAAACACUGGCGUCUCUACAAACCUACUGUGCAUUUAGCUCGAGAGUACAAUGUUGAAUCAGAGGAUCGGAUUGGGAAUCCAACACAUGAAUUCAUAUUAAAGCCAGGAGAUUUGUUAUACUUUCCAAGAGGAACUAUUCACCAAGCUGACACUCCUCUCGGGGGAUCGUAUUCUACUCAUGUGACCAUCAGCACCUACCAAAACAAUUCUUGGGGAGAUUUCUUGUUGGACGCGAUUCCUGGGCUCGUGUUUGAUACAGCGAAGGAAGAUGUGGAUCUAAGGACAAGUAUACCAAGGCAACUACUGAUGGUGGAUAUAGCUGACUCAACAAGGAGAUUAAGCAACUUUCUGAGAAGUCUUGCAGACCAGCUGGAACACACCAAAGAACUGAGAUCCUCUGACAUGAAGAAGGAUUUCAUUAUGAACCGAUUACCGCCUUUCUUGGGGAACAGCUCUGAUCCCUUGGCUCCAGGUGGAAAAUUACCAAAAUUAGACAGCAAAAUCAGAUUGCGGUUUAAAGAUUAUGCCAUAAUUACAGUGGAACCCGAUCAAGAAAAUUCUGAUGAGUGUCGCAAAGAGAUGGCUUAUGUCUAUCACUCUUUAAAGAACAGGAGAGAGAGGCACAUGAUGGGAAAUGAGGAUGAUGACACUAAUGAAGAAGGGAUAUCCGAGCAAAUCUGGAGAAGUGCUACUGUCGCUGUUAAGGAAUUGAGCCUCAAGUCAGAUGCAGAGAAACAGAACCUUGUGUUAUCACUCUGGACUGAAUGUCUCAUUGAGAUAAUCUGAGUCUUUCAAAAAUCAGCCAUGUUCCUGGAGCCUAACAUUUCAUCCGUGGAGUACGUACUGACAGACAGUCUGAUUCCUCCUCUUCCAUGGAGCGGGAGUAGGAUUUACACAAGCCAGCAAGGCUGCCUAGGAAAGGUGUGUGGUUUAAUCUCCACCUCUCAAAGCAACCCCGGUGGUGGUGCUGUCGCCUACACAAUAGCUCACUGGUUAAAACACUUAAGAUGUGGAAGACCUGGCUUCAAAUCCCCAAACCAGUGCAUCUAGUGUACUGACCUUCUGUCUCUCCCAUUGAGGUUGUUCCUCUUAAGGGAUUAAAGUGGCUUUGCACAUGCACAGUGGUGGAAAUUUAGAUGUCCACAGCAUGGGGGAAGCAAGGGUUGUCAGGAUCUAAAUGCCUAAUGUGGCAGUGAUGGCUGGAUUCAUUAAGGGAGUCAUUCAAUAAGAAACAGGUCUACUGCAAUGAGCAUCUAGUAAAACUGUGUUGACAUUAUACACAUCAUUUACUAAGUAAAACUGACAUUACCAAUAAAAAGUAUGACUCAACUAUGAUGGCUUUUCUUGGGUAAAUGUCUCACUAGGUCGUAGAAUUUGACUGCAGCACAAAGCUAUGCUAAAAAUUAAGCCCAGUGAGACUAACAGCAUUGGUUCUCAAAUACCCAUCUGAUUGUUGCUGAUCCUGCUUGGUCUCCCCCUUACUAGUGUUGGUCCAAUGCUAGACCUAUGACCCCUUUCAAAAGCAACUUGUUGGCUGAAAUCUCAGCUGCUGGGUGGUGUGUUUUUUUGGGUGCUCAUUUUAAUGUCCACCAUGGAGCAAACGUUGGGGCCUCUGACACAUUUUUAAAAUAUGCUUAACCAUGAAGAAAUAUCUACCUGUCUUUUGUUUCACAGUAUAGUGGAAGCAGAAGAAGUUAAAGUAUGGCCAUUAGUUACCUAGAAGCUGAACUAUCCCAUGGCAAAUAAUGUGAAUAACUUCCAUUUCAAGCCUACAGUUGUCUUUGCUCUCAUCUCAUGUAACUCACUGUUUGAAGAAGAGGCCCUGUUUAUCAGGGAAAACCCAAGCAAACAUCUAAGGUGGGGGUAACAGGACUAGUCAAGUAAAUGACUUGUGGUAAGGUAGGGCUAACCUGUUUUCACAGCUCUGCACAUCAUCAACUAGGAAGUGAGCCUGCCUGUAAAGAGGCAGAGGUAAAUACAAAAACAUUCUUUGUGGCUCAGGUCUGGGACACGAAGCAGAAUGAGACAACUCUGGCUAUAGCUGUGUUGUCAGUCCCUGGGAAAACAAACAGGUUAAAAAAAAUUGUGCCUUUUCUCCACAGCCUUAGGAGAUAGCUGGUUACCUCAAUGCUAUCGCAUCUCCACCUUUUUAAAAAAAAGUGUACGACUUUGUAGGAAACAUUAGUUACUUAAGACCUAUCAUCACAUGCUAACAAAAAAAUACCUUCAUCCCUGAAAUUGUCACCUUUUCAGUGGAGUGAAACAGUGCUAGAAAAUUUCAAAAGGUAGCACCUCUGAUAGAAUUUAGCUAGACACUCCGAUUAUUGCAAGAAGUGCCAUUAAUUUUAGUGACCAUAAAGGCAUAUCUAAACAUAUGCACAUCUUCCAGCACGCUAUCCCCCUAACACUGAAUAACCAGCAGCACUUGAGUAUUCCCUGCAUAUCUCCCAUCAUAAGAAACUCUGAAAUGGCUUCACAAAAUUGAGGGUCAAAGGUAAAAUGCAGAUUGUGCAGUAAGAAUGCUUGCAUUAUAUUUCAUUAAGAUUUUUAAUCCACCGGGGGGGGGGGGGGAGGAAAGAGGUGUCAGUGUAUACAUGCCAUGUGUUUAAAUGUUAUAAUGGGUGUUUUUGGGAAGGAAGUCACUUCAGCGAUUUUUGUUCCUUAUUGUCUUUGCUAAAAAGAAAAUUAUUGCAUUUACACAGUACAAAAUACUACAAGCUAAAGAAUCUCCCAGAAGUUUUUACAAUUAAAAUAUACAUGCUUUACUUUAUUAUAUAAUACCAGCUGUGAUCUACUCUUUGUUUUGAGGGAAAAGGGAUUAUAUUACAACUAGAAAGCACAAGUCAUAUUUAAAACUGAUGUGGUAUGUUGUGUAGAUUUUUCUAUGAAAGUCUGUCAAGUGCUUUAGUGAGAAAAUAUAUACAGUCACAAACCUAGUCACUUACAGAGCUGUAUUUGACUUUAGCCUUUUAGAAUGUAAAAGUAAAUAAGUGCAAGUAGGUACAGGUAUUCAAAAUAUAUCACUCCCUCUCAUACAAAAAUAGUCUUACGCCUGUUUCACUUUUCUGUGGCAAAAAUUUGGUUUUAGGAUGAGACAUUAACAUUUCCUAUAGCUAUUCCAAAAUAGCUAUAGAAAACAAUACAAUCGUUCACAUUUUGGUUUAGCUAAUCUGUACUCCUCGUUUCAUAGUUUAAUAAUCAAGACAAAAAACACAGGAGCCAGAGAACAUACCUCACUUAGAAAGCACUACAUAUUGAACUGCAUUUAGGAAGACACUAAUUCUGGGGAAACUUCAUAAAGGACAUUUUAAACACUUUUCUCCAAUGGGUAAAAGAAUAAACCGAAAACCAUGGAGCCCUCUUAAUACAAUCUGCCUGACAUAAAUAGUCAACACUUGAUUAACUGAAAGAAAGGUUGCAUAGCAUUGUGAUUUCACUGAAAAUUGUGCUUCUGGAAGUCACCAGCAUGUUCAGGUCUGUAGCAGAGGUACACAAUGCUGAUGAGCCUCAAGAAAGUUAGCAUGCAGCAGGUUGCUUCUUUAACCUUGCCGCAGCACAAGGUAUUAGUUAGCACCUUUACAAAACAAAUCCAUCUUGUAUGUGUGCUAUUGAAUAUACUGUGGUUUAAAGACCAAAAUGUAUUGCAUUAAUUUAACCUCUAUCCUCAGCAAGUCCUUUUAGAAAGCUAGCCUGAUCCAGUAUAUAUUUGCAGAUAUGACUCUCUACCUGCAUAUGAAAGUCUACUUUCUACCCUGGCUCAUGAGCUGGCAACUGAUAGGCCGCUGAAUCCAAAAACUGUUAUGGUUUAAUGCAAUACUACUUAAGACAAGGCCCUAAUUUAACCCACGUGGACAAUGAUCAGUCAUUAUAUCUGAUGCAAUCAAGCACUGGACUUCCAGGCUAGUCCUUUUUUUAGAACAGACUUUGUACCAAGAGAUGAUUUUUGUGAUUAAAACUGGAUUCUAAAUCACCAGCUUUUCCUUUAACUUUUGAGGAGAAAGGGUAUAAUAUGAACUUGUCUUUCCUAACGGGUGACCCAGGAAAGGCUAUUUAGAAAUAAACUGCCAAGUUUUUGCUACUGUAUCAUAUCUGUGCCUUCACUUAAAGAUUAACAGGACUAGUAAUUGUUACAGAAAUAUAGGCUUAAAUGGUGCCUUAAGAAGAGGAAGACCUCAACAUGGAGUCAUGUGAAUAUUAGGAAAAAAACCCCCAUUACAUUAACCUCACCUCUCCAAUGUGCAAAAUUCAGUUGUUUGGGAGUAAGUAGAGUGGACUUGCUGAGUAACAUUCCAUGUGACUUUAGUGGCAUGUGACUUCAGUAGUUCCUUCUCUCAAACACAGUGUUCAUAACCCACUUAGGUCCAUAUUCCCAGGAUCUUUGUAGUGGUUUUACUCACAAUAUUUCAAUGUCCCAUUUCUGUGAGAAUUCACUCUCCAGGGGCUGAUUUACAAUUACAUAGUUCCUGUCAUAAUAAUUUCCUCCUAAAAAUAGAAGUUCAUUAAGGCAAGGUUAAUUGUUAAUGCAGCAUACUCAAACAAAACAAAUAGACUGUUGGUUGUUCAAUUGAGUGUAUAUAUUGUACAUUGAAAACUAAGCGUCUAUAAAAUACAGGAAACUCAUUUCAAAGUUACUCAGACUUCUAAGCUUUAAAGUGAAUCUCAUAUUAAAAAUUUCCUAGAGGAAAUCAAAAGCUAUACAAGAUUUUGGAGGACAGGGAUUUUAGAGGUGGAGAGUGGUUUACUGUCACUGGGAGUACAGCAUUGACUCUUCACGUUUUUGUGCGUUAAUUUAUUCAGCUGUAAAAUGGCUACAGUACCUGUCACUCUGUCCGGUGGCAUAGAGGUGUAAUGUCUUAAUGAAAUGUUCAUAAGGAGCUGGAGCUCUCUACCUUCCUCUCCCUCCUUCGGAUGUAUCUGCUCUUGAGGGCUCUCGGCUUCUGUCCACUUUAAACACCACUACUUGUUAACUCCACCCUGUGUCUCCUCUACUCCCUCCCAUCAUUUCUUCCUCUCUGCUCUCCAAGCCUGUAUCAUCAAUCUUCACUUGACCCCUCUUCCCCACACUUCUUUCCAUCUCCCUCCUCCACAGUCAAAUUCGAGUGCCUUGAAUUUUUCACCUCAAUCCCCUCCACUCAGAGCCUUUGAAUGGGGAGGGUAGUGUUCAAAGAUUGCACACAACCUCUUCAUAACAACGGGUCUCUUCUCCCUACUCAUUCUCCUCCAUGUCUCUGCUGCCUUUGUACUCCUGACUCCUCCUUGAGAUCUUUGUCCUGGGUCUUCUGUGAUUGUACCCUUUUCUCCUCAGCUUGCAAUGAUUGUACCCUAUGUCCUUUCCUGGAGACACGGGUCACUAAAUUAGUGAUCAUAGAAAUGAGAGGUGGGACAGACCUAUAACAACAUCAGCUGGCUUAUUCUAUACAGCACUGUACUUCACAGUACAUUAUCUGGUCUAGUUUUAAGAGGCAGAAAAACAGUCUCAAGCAAAGGGUUUGCAACCUUUGGAAAUCACUAGAGAGCAUAAUCUUUCCCUACCUCAUAUUCAUCCUAAGUCUCACUCCCUUCAUCGCAUUGCUCCUAACUCUGUUUCCUUGUAUUGUCUUCUCUGAACUCUCUCCAUUUUGUCAAUAGAUUUCUUGCAUUGUAGCACUCAGAAACUAAUGUUAAGAUUUCAGCUGCCAGUUUCAUGCAUAUUGGCCAAAUAAGAGUUACAUAAUUGCCAGAGAGCUAGAAAGCGCUCUCUCAGUUUUAUUAUUUCCCUUAGGAUUUUUAGAUGCAAGUGUACCUCUGUGCUCAGGAAAAGCCUUUUUGCCAGG
This is a messenger RNA of Dermochelys coriacea (leatherback sea turtle), 6604 nucleotides long. It is a transcript of the gene RIOX2, whose product is annotated as ribosomal oxygenase 2. The record is from RefSeq and is a predicted model, not a curated record. Gene Ontology annotation, cellular component: nucleolus. The transcript has 9 exons. Bases 213 to 1577 code for a protein of 454 amino acids. Lineage: Eukaryota; Metazoa; Chordata; Testudines; Dermochelyidae. Gene Ontology annotation, molecular function: histone H3K36 demethylase activity; histone H3K4 demethylase activity.